AUAUGUCAAUAUUCGUAUUGACUAAUUUAGUCUUUUAGCUUAUUUUUCUGUUCCCUUUUAUGUUCUGUUGUUUAAUAGUGGCCAUCGUUGCCAUAUCUUUUAAUCCUGUAUUCACUAGGCUUGGUGGCAUUUUUUGGCUCUAAGGAAAAAAUUAUCACCUGAAUUGCCUUUUCUGUUUGGUGUGUUUUCUUGGACUUGUCAUUGCAGUGUUAAGGUUUGAUGACAACUGGAGUUCAGCUUUAUGGCAUCCCUGUAUUUACAGGCUAGACACGGUGAGACUACAAUGCCUACUUUCUUAUAUAAUUAGCAUUUUACUUAUGCUUUUAGCAAUAGGAAUUUGAGUUACGCAUUCAGUAUUUACUCAAAUUUUUAGUGAAGUUUCCUGACAAUGGAUUAAUGAGGGAAUACUAAAAUGACAUUUUUGUUAAGAGUUCCUUUAAAUAUGAUAUUUGUUUUGGAAAGUAUUAUUUUGGUUAAUAUAAGCACCUAGAGAUUCAUUCUUUUCAUAGAGGCCUACCUAUCCAGCAGUGGAUGUGUAUUCAUAUGUUUGUGUAUAAUUGAGUUAUUACAAGCUGGCGAUUGAUAAUCACUAAUAUUACUGGAAGUGCCCAUUCUCACUUUUGAAAGAAUGAUAUUGUUUAUAGUAGUUAAUUGAAUAAAAGUGACUAUAGACAUGUGAUGAUUAGGCGGCUUGUAUGCUGACUUGGUAAAGUUCAGUACGAACCAUCCAAUCUUUAUUGAAUGGUUGAGAUUGCUUGGCUGUGUGCUUUCCUAACUGGUCCCAACGAUAGCAAUCUGAGUUAAAACUUUAUUUUUUCUGCAAUCUACCAUAAUAUCUCACCCUUGGUUCAAUCAUAUGGUUUGGCAUUCUCUUCUCUAUCUUUGCUACUAGGUUUUGCAACUUUUCUUUAGAAUGUUGUAUUUCGCAUAUAUAAUGUUACCAUUGGUUUUAUCUCAUUAUAUUGAGUAAUUAAUAACAUGUCAAAAUCUGACUUUCUUAGCACACCAGAAACAUGCUACUCUACAAGUUUCUGCCUUGCGUUAGACUCGGGACUGCUGCUAUGAAUUGCCUCAAAGAUCCAAGAGUUGCCUAUUUGAAACACCACUUGACAAUGGAGUUAAGUGCUGGUGAAUUACCAUGGAUUAAUUAGAUCAUGAGAAUCCCUAUCAUGGCAAUAUCAGACUUUUGAUUAGCAUAAACUAUAUAGGCAAUGACAGAAAGAACGUUUUGCAUACGUAUAAACCGUGGCAUAUAUAAAUACAAUCCGUGUAAGUUAAUGUCUCAUUGUCCAUGGAGGCCUAAAAAAUGCAGAUGAUUUCUUUUCCUUUCCCCAUAAAAUCUGGCAUUUUCUUUACUUUAGAACGUUUAAAUACUGCAAAUAGCAUCUUCAUUUUUGGACUACACCCAUUCUGAUAUAUUCCUUGGGCUGAGUGAACUUCAGUUUAUUUUUUUGGUUCUAUCGUAAUGUAAUGUUAGCUUAAAAUAGAUGUAGUUAACACGCAUUGCCAUUUAUUCUUUGGUUAGGAUCAUAUAAUUAAUUAAUUAUGACCAGAAUUCGAAAAAAGAAUUACAGAUAGAGUCACCUAGCUAGGAAAUGACUGAAAUUGGAUAUAUGCGGCUAAGAGCUCAUUCCUCUGGUUCUCGCCGAUGUUGUAGUAUCAUUUAUUUUGUUGCCUUCUACCUUGUUUUAGUCAUGCACAAUCCAAAAGUCAAUGGCAUUGCCCUCCCAGCUAUUAGACCACAUCCUACUUUCAAUUUGUUGUGUCUGUAUGUCAAUUAUUCACUCAACCAUUUUGCAGAGGAAAAGUUAUCUAACCAUUAUUUGUUAUUAAUCGUGUAUUCUUUCCUAGUUUGCAGAACCAAUAUGAUCUACGGCACUAAACUUUUCUAAAAAUACAUCAGUAAACCUAAAUGCCAAGAAACUCCCUUACCUACUUGUGUUAUCUGCAUUAAUUAGUCUCAACUUUAAAAAAUCUCUGAGCCUAUUAAGUCCUGCUCUCUCCCUCCCUCUCUUCAUGUUUCAUCUGCAUGAGAAUUUCAAUUUGAGACAUGGAAUGCAAUGACGACGAACACCAUGAAGCACCUUAUGCUUCCUUGACACAGUACCUUCCCUAUCCUUCUCCAACCCAGAAACCCAUCAUGACCUCAAACCUCCAAAACAUGGAAAAUGGGGAAGGACAUUAUUUGACCCAUUUGAACCAAUCACAAGCUUUAAAUGAUAUUCCAUUUUACUACUCCCAACUUCACCUUUCUAGCAACACCAGCAACAGUGCUAUUCAAAUUCCACUACAGAAAUCUUCUCCAAAUACAUCAUCAAACAGUAAUAACAACAACGCUGGUGAAGCAAAGGUUCUUGAUGAUCGAAAGAAGAAAAGGAUGUUCUCCAACAGAGAAUCUGCUCGCAGGUCGCGAUUGAGAAAGAAGCAACAAAUUGAAGUCCUACAGUAUCAUGUGGAUCAUCUGCAGUCACUGAACCAUCAACUGUCCCAAAAGGUCAUUUACUUGUUGGAAUGUAACCAACAAAUCCACCAACAAAAUGCUCAACUUAAAGACAAAGUUUCCUCUCUUCAAGUGGCUCUCUCAGAUUCAAUGGUUACUACAGGAAAUGCUGAUAUACCUCACCAUAACCCCAAUGACUUCCCGACCGACCCUUCAACUCGUCCUGUUGAAACUUCCCGUGAUUUUGAGUAGAAGAAGGACAUGACUUGUGUGGUAGAGUAUUAACAAAUGAGUGUGGAGUCUGAUGCAGAGACUCUUAGCCUCAAGUUGUGGUGUGUUUCUGUUAUUCAUUUAUAUUUUGGUGAUGCAUUCUGUUUUUCAGUACAGUUAUUGAACUUGUAUAAAUGGUUCAGUUUUAUCAGUGAAGUUUGGCUCAGUUAUGGAUUUCA
Cicer arietinum (chickpea) is the source of this 2889-nucleotide messenger RNA. Lineage: Eukaryota; Viridiplantae; Streptophyta; Magnoliopsida; Fabales; Fabaceae. The record is from RefSeq and is a predicted model, not a curated record.